Strongylus vulgaris is the source of this 540-nucleotide messenger RNA. The record is from the annotation of a GenBank genome assembly. Lineage: Eukaryota; Metazoa; Nematoda; Chromadorea; Rhabditida; Strongylidae.
AUGCCAUCUUUUACUAUUCUCUAUUUAUUCACACUGUUCUACGUGACUACAGCACAGUACGAUGAUCUCAGCAUACUAGAAGAGGUCCUGGAUCGAACAACGCUUCCUACUGUGGAUGCUGUCGACUCUAAAGUUACGGUGGAAUCUAUAAGCGAUCUUCUCGAAACGAUGAAGGCAAGCAGCACAGUUGCACCCACUGCACCUGAGGUGGCCACUACUGCUGGUGCGAUGGAAGAACUUACUAAGAGCAUGCCAGAAAUGGAGAAGAAGAAUGAAUCCAAAGGAAUAGAGAUAGAAGUGACUCCUAUUGUCAGCACUCCACUAGUUGAAUUUCUUCAAAGUACCACUGAAGAAUCUGCAACGACAACUCAUGAGACCAGCACAUCUUCUGAAUCUGAGAUCAAAGUUACAAGCACUGAGGCCACGCUCACCUCAAUACCGACGGAGAUCCCAGCCAUUGAAAAGGAGCCCCUUAUUGGAUUAGGCAAACCUGAUCUCUCCCGCAUCUACAGAAGACUGUUCCCAUAUCGUAAUAUCUGA